AGCCACGUGAGCGCGCCCCUUCCGCAGGGUCAUAUGACAAGUGGCAUUAGCUCGCCUGGGUAAAGUAUUUGGUGCUUGUGUUCUCGUCAGGCGACGUGUUUUAAUUAAACUGCAAUUAAAGAAUGGCAACCUUAGUCGCAAAUCGUCCGGACCUCAACGGGCCAGAAGCUGCAGCCAGACAGCACGCACAAGCCGUGACAAGAAACUACAUUUCACAGCCUCGCCUGACUUACUCCACUGUCUCGGGGGUCAACGGGCCUCUGGUCAUCUUGGACAACGUCAAAUUUCCUCGCUAUGCUGAGAUCGUCCACCUCACUCUGCCGGACGGCACUAAGCGCAGUGGCCAGGUGCUGGAGGUGAUGGGCAGCAAGGCUGUUGUUCAGGUGUUCGAAGGGACCUCAGGGAUCGAUGCAAAGAAGACCGCAUGCGAGUUCACAGGUGACAUCCUACGCACGCCUGUAUCUGAGGACAUGCUGGGACGAGUAUUCAACGGCUCAGGGAAACCCAUCGACCGUGGUCCAGUUGUUCUGGCUGAGGACUACCUGGACAUUAUGGGCCAACCCAUCAACCCUCAGUGCCGUAUCUAUCCAGAAGAGAUGAUCCAGACGGGCAUUUCUGCUAUCGAUGGCAUGAACAGCAUCGCCAGAGGACAGAAGAUCCCUAUUUUUUCUGCUGCUGGUCUUCCUCAUAACGAGAUUGCUGCUCAGAUCUGUCGCCAGGCCGGAUUGGUGCAGAAGUCAAAGGAUGUGAUGGAUUACAGCGCAGACAAUUUCGCCAUCGUCUUCGCUGCUAUGGGAGUCAACAUGGAGACGGCCCGAUUCUUCAAGUCGGAUUUCGAGGAGAACGGAUCCAUGGACAACGUCUGCUUGUUCCUGAAUCUGGCCAACGACCCCACGAUCGAACGCAUCAUCACCCCGCGACUGGCUCUGACCUCAGCCGAGUAUCUGGCCUAUCAGUGUGAGAAGCACGUGCUGGUCAUCCUGACGGACAUGAGCUCCUACGCCGAGGCUCUGAGAGAGGUGUCUGCUGCUCGUGAGGAGGUGCCAGGCCGUCGUGGUUUCCCUGGUUACAUGUACACUGAUCUGGCUACGAUCUACGAGCGAGCCGGCAGAGUGGAAGGCAGAAACGGAUCAAUCACACAGAUCCCCAUCCUCACCAUGCCAAAUGACGAUAUCACUCACCCCAUCCCUGAUCUGACUGGUUACAUCACAGAGGGUCAGGUCUAUGUGGACCGGCAGCUGCACAACAGACAGGUGUAUCCUCCAAUCAACGUCCUGCCGUCUUUGUCACGUCUGAUGAAGUCUGCCAUCGGAGAGGGCAUGACCCGCAAAGACCACUCGGACGUCUCUAACCAACUGUAUGCAUGCUAUGCUAUCGGUAAGGACGUGCAGGCGAUGAAGGCUGUGGUCGGAGAAGAAGCUUUGACACCUGAUGAUCUGCUCUAUUUGGAGUUCCUGCAGAAGUUCGAAAAGAACUUCAUCGCCCAAGGUCCUUACGAUAACCGGACAGUGUUCGAGACUCUGGAUAUCGGCUGGCAGCUGUUGCGUAUUUUCCCCAAAGAGAUGCUAAAGCGAAUCCCGCAGAGUACGCUGGCCGAGUUUUACCCGAGAGAGUCCACCGCACGUCAGGGCACCUCCUAACCCUGAAGGACAAAAGUCAUGUGACCUUUUUACCUCCAGCAUCUGUGUGUACUUCCAUCCUGAGUUCAGAGUACAGUAAUGCUUUAAACACGGGGGCACGGCACUGUAAUAGAACAUUUCUAUAUUAAACUCGAGCUCAUGAUUAAUAUGCAGGGACCUAAACAUGUUCGUCACGUGGCCCUGUGUGGAAAGUGUUACUCGGUGCUCUCGGCUCAGUGCUCUGUGUGUGUGUGUGUGUGUGUGUGUGUGUGUGUGUGUGUGGUUUUGUGUGUAACUGAUUAGUCUACAUGUGUCUGGUUUUUAUUUUACUUUUCCCCCACAGACGUAAGUAGCCCUUUAAAUCAGGUAAUACAAAUGCUGGACUUUAAUCUCAUUCUGUGUCACGCUUUUUCCUUCAACCUGAAGAGAAUCUCCUGUGCUGAAAGGGAACAGCGGUGUGUUCAGAGUCUCCGCUCCACCGAUCUCUUUGAUUUCAUCCCUUUUAAAAUGUCUGUUUAUUAACAUUCCUUCGUUCAAUCCACAUUUGUUAGUACAGCAAUAGAAAUACGGCUGAGACCAUUUCGAGAAGCUGCAGUUAUUUAUGCAUUUAUAACACGCCUGAUUCAUGAAAUCAGUCCAAUGUAUAAAAACAUCUGAGACUGAUAACCAGCCUGGACUCCUAGAGUAAAGUACAGUCUUACGCUUUAUUCCUUCCCCUUUCCAUUAGCUUAAAAGUCUUUUUUCUUUCUUUUUUUUCGUUUCAUCAGCCGAACAUAGGUUCUGUUUACAUUGGAUUAUGUGCUGCGAUACCUUGUGAACAUUCCCCUUGUGUCUCGGAUGUUUGCAGAUGGUCUAUUACUGUUUUGAUUCAAAAUAAAUUAAAUUAUAUUAUACUCCUGA
Hemibagrus wyckioides is the source of this 2519-nucleotide messenger RNA. It is a transcript of the gene atp6v1b2a, whose product is annotated as ATPase, H+ transporting, lysosomal, V1 subunit B, member a. The coding region runs from base 123 to 1640 and encodes 505 amino acids. The transcript is spliced from 14 exons. The record is from RefSeq and is a predicted model, not a curated record. Gene Ontology annotation, cellular component: proton-transporting V-type ATPase, V1 domain. Gene Ontology annotation, molecular function: proton-transporting ATPase activity, rotational mechanism; ATP binding. Lineage: Eukaryota; Metazoa; Chordata; Actinopteri; Siluriformes; Bagridae. Gene Ontology annotation, biological process: proton transmembrane transport; ATP metabolic process.